AUGCAAAGCACCAGCAGAAACACAAGCAUAAGCACCACCACCACACCCACCACCACCCACCACCUACCACUACCAUCAUCAUCAUCAUGGAAUCAUAAGAACUCAGAACCAGAACCACCACCACCACCCACCCCACCCACUGCCACUCCAUCACCAUCUGCAUCACACCAACCAAAACUCAGAAAAUCAACAUCAUCAUCGUCAUCCUCAUCAGAACCCAGAACUCAGAUUCAGAACUCAAACUCAGACAAACAAGAACUCAACUCAGAAAAUCAUCAUCAUCAUCAAGAACUCAGAAUCAGCAACGACAAUACUCCAAAUUCAAAUUUCAGCAACAACAAUAAUUCACAGAAGAAGAAGAAGCGGCGGGCGGCGGUGCGGCGGUGCAGCGGUGGGAGGGGAGAAAGAGAGCAAGCAAGAUCUGAGGAGAGAGAGAGAGCUCGGGAGCAGAGGAGAGAGAGCUCGGGAGCAGAGGAGAGAGAGGGGAAACUCGUGCUCAUCCACCGCCGUGCCUCUGCCGCCGAGAAACGCCGCCGCCGCCACUGA
Messenger RNA from Arachis ipaensis, 546 nucleotides. NCBI's taxonomy places the organism in Eukaryota, Viridiplantae, Streptophyta, Magnoliopsida, Fabales, Fabaceae. The record is from RefSeq and is a predicted model, not a curated record.